UCGACGACUUUCAGUAGUCAUCUACAGAGACACAAUAAUACCGAGAAACAUCUUCGUAACUGUAGAAUUGCUGUCUCCGACGAGGGAUUGUCUUGCCAAGGCCAGAAUUACCAAGACACGGAUGUCGAUGACCGCAAGGUAUAUGUUCAUUACUGUUAACGACUGGGAAUGAUACACAUAUAUUCACUAUUGUCAAGGUAUGAUCAGUACCGUUAACGACUGGGAAUUGAUACACAUGUAUUCACUAUUGUCAAGAUAUGAUCAGUGCCGUUAACGACUGGGAAUUGAUACACAUGUAUUCACUAUAUAUUGUUAAGGUAUGAUCAGUACUGUUAACGACUGGGAAUUGAUACACAUGUAUUCACUAAUGUCAAGGUAUGAUCAGUACUGUUAUAACGACUGGGAAUUGAUACACAUGUAUUCACUAAUGUCAAGGUAUGAUCAGUAUACUGUUAUAACGACUGGGAAUUGAUACACAUGUAUUCACUAUUGUCAAGGUAUGAUCAGUACUGUUAUAAAGACUGGGAAUUGAUACACAUAUAUUCACUAUUGUCAAGGUAUGAUCAGUACUGUUAACGACUGGGAAUUGAUACACAUGUAUUCACUAAUGUCAAGGUAUGAUCAGUACUGUUAUAACGACUGGGAAUUGAUACACAUGUAUUCACUAAUGUCAAGGUAUGAUCAGUAUACUGUUAUAACGACUGGGAAUUGAUACACAUGUAUUCACUAUUUGUCAAGAAAACACAAGCAACAUCAAAUUGUAUACACAGAAUAACCUGUACCUGUUCACUAAAUCUAGUGAUUGUAGUUACAUUUGUACAGCAUUUGUACUGGGCCUGUUAAUUGUUUCAAUAUUUAUAGACCCAACAAAAGUACGUCACUACUCCAUAUAUAUAUUAAAAUUAGCACAUGUUAAAUUAAAUUUAAAUUAUUUAAAUAAAAGAAUACAGAGAAAAUUCUAUGGGACACUCAGUAACUUAGUAUUUUAAAAGAUCCAGUACAUUAUUAUCAUUAGAUUUAGCUACGUAGCUUGAUUUAACAACAUAUAUAGCUUUAUUUACCUACCUGAAGUAGGUUUAUUUAUAGCUAUACUUAAUCAUACUCUUUUAUUAAAUGUACAUUUGUACUAAAAGUUGCACUCAGGUGCAGCAAUAAUUUUCAACUUUGAACUGAAUGAUCUGAAAACAAUUUAAAAAAAAUCACUCUUAAAAAUGUAGCUUUUUUUGCGCAAAUGCAGCCAAAUUUCUAAAAGUUUUGGGGCUAUGUAUAACUGUUUAUGUGUUACCUAACAGAUACUUCUUAAAUGGAAUGACAAAGAAGAACAGUUCUGGUUAGUUAACAUGAUGAUUGAUUGGUAAUAAUUCAGCACAUUGUGAAGUAAUCACACUUAUCCAUGCCUCAUCGCACACAAGGUGUCAUACAGUUAUUCAAACAAAAGAAAUGCAUGUUUUCCUUAAAACUGCUCAAAAGCAAUGAUGUUUUAACUAUUUCUGCUCUGAGUUCCUUUUAUAAUACUACAUUGGACAAAUAUAGGUUGACAGUUCCUUGUGACUUUUUGUCUGUUUUACAUAAGAUGCAAAACUGCAUAAAGGUUAGAGCUAAAUAAACCUACUUCAGACUAGUUCCAACUUAAACGUGGAGGAGGAAAGCACAAUCCUCGAUAAAACGGUCAGCUCAUCGGACUCCUUUGAUGAAGAUGAUGGUGGGGAUGAUGAUAGUGAUAAUGGUGAUGAUGAUAGCGAUGAUGGUGAUGAUGAUGUUUUGGUGACCAAUAUUCCAAGCAAUGAUCAGCCAUGGUUCCCAUUUGAGUCGAAGCUACAGAUGUACUUGUAUAUCUUGAUUCAUUCGAAAACACAUACUUUAAGUGAUGAAACAGCCAAGUUUAUCUGGUUCAUUAUGAAGGAAAGCGGAAUAGAGAUGCCUUCUUUUUCCUCAGUUAAAAGCUUAAGGAUAAGUGGUGAUAUGAAACCAGAAAGUCUGCUGUCACGUGAAGAAAGUAAGGAUGGAAACCCUUUUUGGAUUAUUAAACCGUCAGCUUUAGUUAGCAUGGCUUUGUCACAUCCUGACACUGCAACAGAUUUACAUAGGUAUGGGAGAGUAUCAAGUGAUGGCCAAACUUUCAUAGAAGAACAAGCAGAUGGUAGUAAAUGGGUAAAAGAAAUUCAAACCCAUUAUGCAUCAGAUGGACAGAGAAGUUUUUACUCAGGUGAUUUUGUAUCCUCAUCAAUUCAUGAUCUUGAAGACAUCGGCCAGAUUAGUACAUUUUUGCAAGACAUCCAGUACGACAUUUUAUACGCCAAAGUAAAAAUCUUUCGGAGGAGUACAAUUCCAGGACUUGCAAGAAAAAGAUUAAUUUCCAUGGACAGGUUUGAGAUGUGGAAUAUUGGACACUUAUCUACAUUUCAGAAGAUUCAUGAAUAUACUUUUUACAAGUCUGUGAAUGAGAAUGUGAUUCAAGUAACAGAUGAUGAAAAGAACAGUCUUGUAUCUCCAAAUCCACAUAAACUGAGAUUUCAGCCAGUGUACACUGUACCUCUGAACCUUUUUAUGGAUGAUACAAGUGCCAACAAGUCAAAAAAAUGGAAACCUCUUCACUGUACACAGUUGCAACUUGCAGGAAUACCUAAAGCGAAAAAGCAGACGCUGAGUUCCAUAAAGUUUAUCAGUGCUUCUGCAGAGGUUCCCAUUCUUGAAAUGGCCCGUGUUGUCAUUGAUGACAUCAAGAAUUCAGAGGGUGGUAUUUUGACAUUUGAUGCCAAUGGGAAAGAAAAGGUGACAGUCAUACCUUUCUUAUCACUAUGUGUCUGUGAUUUCAACAUGAUGGCCGAAGCAUCAAACCACAUGGGAGCAAACACAUAUAAAUUUUGUCCCAGGUGUUAUGCUGACAAAGAUUCUUCAAUAUGGAAAGGGGCUGAGAGAGAUCCUGUUGCUACCAAAAGGAUUUUGGAACAUUUGGAUGUUAACAAUAGCAAAGAGUUGAGACAAAACCAUGGUCUGAAACCAUACCCAAAUCCUCUUUGGAAUAUUUUGAAUCCACACAGAGAUAUUCCAGUGGGAAUACUCCAUUGGUUAUACCUUGGGAUUGGAAAACAUUUACUGAAAGCCUGCAUUCAAGAGUUACCAGAAAUGAAGCAGGAACAGCUUUGCAUGCUGAUUGAGUCUUGUGACCAAAGUGCAUUUGGGACCAAAGUAUCAAGGGAUACAAUUAUAUACAUUGACAGUCGCCAAGGAAAAGAUAUAAAAACAUAUCUUCAGAUUGCACCUUUUCAUUUUGCUGUGGUAGGGUUGGAAAGGCGAAAAGUGGACCUUCUUUGUCAACUUGCAGAGAUCAGUAAAAUCCUUACAUGCAAAAAGGAGUUUAGUGAUUAUUCUUUGGAGAGUCUACAGGAUCGAAUUGAUACCUAUUUGCUUGGAAUCAGGAAUUAUUUUCCUCACCUGCAGCAGAAGGUCAAGACGCAUCUUUCUGUUCAUGUAGUAGAUGACAUACUGGACCAUGGUCCGAUGGAUGCGUACAAAGAGGAUGCUUUUGAAAAGAUGCAUGGUCGCAUUCGAGACCAGCUGUUUAACCAGAAUUCUCAUGCUAGAAGCAGGGACACCGCCAUUGCUUUUGCGGAAAUGGAGGUCCUGAACCACAUCCUGACAGGUGGUUUUUUCCCAAAUGGUGAAGAAUGGUUGCAAGCAUCAGACCUAGUGCAGAAAACCUCCAACUCCCAAGAAGUAAGAGGAUUUUUGGGCAUGCCAUCAUCCGAGGAUACGUCAUCUAGUUCCAUGAAACUUAGAAAAGCCAUAAACAGAGAGAGGGGAUCACUGGUAUGGGAGACUGUAGAUGAUGACACUAUACAAAUGCUGUCAUCUACAUGCAUAUCAAGGAACAUACCGGUAAAUUUCACGGGGGCCAAAAGGAGCAAGUUUCGCUCAGUUAGAACAAAAGCAGAUCAGCUGGCCAACAAAGGAACACCAGUUUUGAUCUAUGUUGACGACAAUACGGAAGAAGUUGGCAUAUUUCAAGAGGGAUGGCUUAUUUCCACCAGAGAAGGUGCUCGAAUUGAACUAGCCCAGAUUCAGAAGGUGAAGCUACAGAACAGCGCUAGAAUAGCCGAGUCACAACUUGAGAGAGUUGCCAUUUCAGAAGAAUUUCUUUUGGUACCUGUAUCAGAUGUUCUCAGUAUUUUGAGUUUAGUGCAUGACUGUUUGAGUGAGGGAUGCCGUGUGAAAGAUGGCUAUUUGAAUGUUUGUGUUGAGCAAGAGAUGAAAGAAGUGAGAAAGAAGUUUUGGAAGCACAAGAGGAAUGCUGUUUAUUUAUUAAACAAAUUCAGUUUUGCAAAUGCAAGGUGUAAAUAUUUUGACUAAUGUUUUGAUGAUUUUUUAGUAUUUCUGGAGCUGGUUUAUUAAUGUACCGGUAAAAUAGAUAGUGCUUUGUAGAAAGAUUUUGAGAAGUAUUUUAUGUUCUGUUUAUGAUUUAAUUGUUAAGUAAAACUGAAUCAGAAUUAGCUAGAUCAAUGACAUUGAUGUAUACAAAAGCCAUGUACUCUAAUGUAUAAACACCACCAUAUUUUUGAUAUGAAUGCUUGAUUUUCUAACUUGGUACUUUGUAUUAUUUUUUCCAUAUUUUUCAUUCAAUUUACAUCAAUGUUUGCAAAUGUAAAGAUAAACAUACCAUCUUAAUUAUU
Molecule: messenger RNA, 4670 nt
Organism: Magallana angulata
Lineage: Eukaryota; Metazoa; Mollusca; Bivalvia; Ostreida; Ostreidae
Exons: 17
Coding region: 1822-4350 (842 amino acids)
Source: RefSeq, a predicted model, not a curated record